AUGUGUGAGAGCAAUCCUUUCAGCUUAGAUUUGCAGAAUUUGCAAAAUUUGGAGACAGAAUUGUGUUCAAUGACCACAAGAACGUUAAACUUCUGGCUUAUCAAAUUUGUUCAAGAAGUUUGCGACAAGGAUGGCAAGCCAUAUCCCGGGCGUACAGUAUAUCAAAUUAUACGCUCGUUGAAACGACAUCUAGACGAAAAUGGCCGGGCUGAAGCUAACAUAUUAAAUGCUAACAAUCACUGGCAGGUUGAAUUUGUUCAUUUUUAAUUAAUGGUUUAGUUUAAUUAUUUAUUGUAAUGUGAGCAUGUGUAUUACUCAGUUUCCAGACGUUCAGAAGAGUGCUGGAUAGUGAAAUGAAAGGCACCCACCGGGAAGGCGAAUCGCUUGCGGAGAAUCGUACAAGACGAGAGAAAGAGGCUAUUACAGAUAAUGAAGAAGGUUUGCUGUGGUCAAAAGGGUUGCUGGGAGACAAAACCGGAUUAAGAGCAUGUGAACACAGACAGUUAAGAUUAAGCAACUUUGUCAUAGAAAACAACAAAAUCUAUUAUCGAGAAAAUAUUUCGAAAACUUUUCAUGGAGGAUUGAAAGAUUUAAUUAAAGAAGAAACCUAG
Paramuricea clavata is the source of this 611-nucleotide messenger RNA. The record is from the annotation of a GenBank genome assembly. Lineage: Eukaryota; Metazoa; Cnidaria; Anthozoa; Malacalcyonacea; Plexauridae.